Molecule: messenger RNA, 1336 nt
Organism: Equus quagga
Lineage: Eukaryota; Metazoa; Chordata; Mammalia; Perissodactyla; Equidae
Gene: B4GALT7
Product: beta-1,4-galactosyltransferase 7
Exons: 6
Coding region: 104-1087 (327 amino acids)
Biological process (GO): carbohydrate metabolic process; proteoglycan biosynthetic process
Molecular function (GO): xylosylprotein 4-beta-galactosyltransferase activity
Source: RefSeq, a predicted model, not a curated record
AGCGGCCUGGGCGGGGCAGGAGGUGGAGGCGCCGCGUAGGCCCGGGAGGCCGGCCCGGCCCGGCUGGGAGCUCGAGCUCCAUGCGCCGCCGCCUCCCCCAACGAUGUUCCCCUCCCGGAGGAAAGCGGCGCAGCUGCCCUGGGAGGACGGCAGGUCCAGGUUGCUCCCCAGUGGCCUCCCCCGGAAAUGCUCUGUCUUCCACCUCUUCGUUGCCUGUCUCCUACUGGGCUUCCUCUCCCUGCUCUGGCUGCAGCUCAGCUGCUCUGGUGACGUGGCCCGGGCAGCCAGGGGACAAGGGCAGGAGACCCCAGGCCCACCCCGGGUGUGCCCCCCAGAGCCACCCCCUGAGCACUGGGAAGAAGAUGCAUCAUGGGGUCCCCAUCGCCUGGCAGUGCUGGUGCCCUUCCGUGAACGCUUUGAGGAGCUCCUGGUCUUUGUGCCCCACAUGCACCGCUUCCUGAGCAGGAAGAAGAUCCAGCACCACAUCUAUGUGCUCAACCAGGUGGAUCAUUUCAGGUUCAACCGGGCGGCACUCAUCAACGUGGGCUUCCUGGAGAGCAGCAACAGCACGGACUACAUCGCCAUGCACGAUGUGGAUCUGCUCCCUCUCAACGAGGAGUUGGACUAUGGCUUCCCUGAGGCUGGGCCCUUCCAUGUGGCCUCCCCAGAGCUCCACCCGCUCUACCACUACAAGACCUACGUCGGUGGCAUCCUGCUGCUCUCCAAGCAGCACUACCAGUUGUGCAAUGGGAUGUCCAACCGCUUCUGGGGCUGGGGCCGCGAGGACGACGAGUUCUACCGGCGCAUCAAAGGAGCCGGGCUCCAGCUUUUCCGCCCUUCGGGAAUCACAACUGGGUACAAGACAUUUCACCACCUGCAUGACCCAGCCUGGCGGAAGAGGGACCAGAAGCGCAUCGCAGCUCAAAAACAGGAGCAAUUCAAGGUGGACCGGGAGGGAGGCCUGAGCACCGUGAAGUACCGUGUGGAUUCCCGUACAGCACUGUCUGUGGGAGGGGCCCCCUGCACUGUUCUCAACAUCAUGUUGGACUGUGACAAGGCAGCCACCCCCUGGUGCACAUUUGGCUGAGUUGGCUGGACAGUAAGGAAGCCAGUGCCUCUAGGCUGCACUGCCUCUCAGGACCAGGACCAAGCCUCAGGCCCCGGGCCAGCUCCAGCAGGAUAUGCAGUGGCCUGAAGUAGUGGACAGCAAGCCCUGUGUUUGCAGCAGCCCCACUCCCAGAGGCAGGCUUGAGCUGGGACAGGACACACACAGGGUGCCUGGGAUGCUGCUGGCAAUAAACAGUGAUGGAAGAGGCUGGGAUGUGGCUUCUGCCUG